AUGCCAGGACGGUAUGAUUCGAGUUCUGGGACCCAAGACCUGAAUUUCCUCGAGUUUGCAGGAGACACUCAGGCCUCGCAAUACGAUUAUACCGACUUUACAGCUCCAUCACAGCAGCAGUCAUCACAAUCGCAACAACGUAAAUUCAAAAACGUCCAUCCCAGUCAGCAAACCGAAGACGAUGACGAUGAUGUAGAUGCUUCUAUUGGAUUACCGUCUUUAUCUCUGUCUUCGCAGCCUAGUCAGGUAGCUCAUGCCCAACAUCAACAUGUGGUGAAAGCAUCGAGAGCUACGGAAGAAUACGAGAACAACAUCCACGGAGAGCAGCUGGCGUUUGAAGAGCCUGAUGCUGAUGGUCUAGAGGGAGACUACAAUGCUCAGGAUUUGCCUGAUCAUGCUUGCAAAUACUGCGGCAUCCACUCGCCAUCAUCAGUAGUCAAGUGCAUACCAUGCUCGAAAUGGUUUUGUAACUCGAGAGGCAAGAUAUCGGGCUCACAUAUCAUCAAUCACUUGGUACGAGCCAAACAUAAGGAGGUCUCGUUGCAUCCUGAAUCACCGCUAGGUGAAACGGUGCUAGAGUGCUAUAAUUGUGGGUCUCGCAAUGUGUUUUUGCUAGGCUUUAUACCUGCCAAGUCGGAUACUGUUGUUGUUUUGCUUUGCAGACAACCAUGUGCGUCAGCUCCAAGCUCAAAGGACAUGACAUGGGACUUGGCUCAAUGGCUGCCAUUGAUUGAUGACAAGUGCUUCCUACCUUGGCUGGUCAAAGUACCUACAGACCGAGAGCAGAUGCGUGCGAGACAAAUCACGAAUGCUCAGAUUGCCAAAUUGGAGGAAUUGUGGAAGGACAAUGGGAGUGCUACUGUUGAAGACUUGGAACGCCCUGGUGUUGAUGAUGAGCCUUUACAGGUCUUGUUGAGAUACGAUGACGCGUACCAAUACCAAAACAUAUAUGGACCACUUGUAAAAAUGGAAGCUGACACGGAUCGUCGUCUCAAAGAAUCACAGACUCAAGAAGAUGUGGUGGUUCGUUGGGAUAUGGGUCUUAAUAUGAAGCGAGUCGCACAUUUCGUAUUGCCCAAAUUGGAACAAGGUGAAAUUCGUUUGGCUGUUGGCGAUGAGAUUAUAUUGAAGUAUCGUGGUGAGCUUCAUGCUCCUUGGGAGGAUGCUGGUCCUGUGAUUAAGAUUCCAAACAACUUGUCCGAUGAAGUAGCGUUGGAAUUACGAAAGAAUGAUAAUGUACCUACUGAUUGUACUCAUGGUUUCACGGUUGACUUUGUGUGGAAGUCUACUUCGUAUGAUCGAAUGCAAAAUGCCAUGAAGAGGUUUGCAGUAGAUCAAAACUCGGUCAGUGCUUACAUAUAUCAUCGUCUCUUGGGCCAUGAUGUCGAACCACAAUCUCUACAUGCCCAAAUGCCUAAACGAUUCUCUGCUCCCAAUCUUCCUGAACUGAAUCAUUCUCAAGUAUUUGCUGUCAAGAGUGUCUUGACGAAGCCUUUGAGUUUGAUUCAGGGUCCUCCUGGUACAGGAAAGACAGUCACAUCAGCCACUAUAGUGUACCACUUGGCCAAAAUGAAUAUAUCAGGUCAAAUAUUGGUCUGUGCUCCGUCAAACGUCGCAGUGGACCAAUUGACUGAAAAGAUUCAUCGAACUGGACUGAAAGUCGUUCGAGUGACUGCCAAGUCUAGAGAAGCUCUAGAUUCAUCAGUCGAUUUCUUGACUCUUCAUGAGCAAGUACGAAAUAAUGAUAGUAUGCCUGAAUUGCAAAAGUUGUCUCGACUUCGAGAUGAAUUGGGUGAAUUGUCAUCAGCUGAUGAAAAGAGAUACAAGACAUUACGUCGCACUGCAGAAAGGGAUAUCUUAUCUGUAGCUGAUGUCAUAUGUACCACUUGUGUUGGAGCUGGAGAUGUACGAAUGUCUAAAUUGACCUUCCGUACAAUUCUGGUAGACGAAUCGACACAGGCUGCUGAACCAGAAUGUCUUAUACCACUGGUAUUAGGCGCUCGUCAAGCCAUUCUUGUAGGUGAUCAUCAACAGUUGGGACCGGUAAUCAUAUCCAAAAAAGCUGCCAAGGCAGGAUUAUCACAGUCUCUCUUUGAACGACUUGUAUUGUUGGGUGUGCGACCCAUUCGUUUACAAGUACAAUACCGUAUGCAUCCAUGUUUGAGUGAGUUUCCGUCAAACAUGUUUUACGAAGGAUCUCUACAAAAUGGUGUAACAGCACAGGAACGUAUAAGACCCUCGAUUGACUUCCCAUGGCCAGAAUUAGAAACUCCCAUGAUGUUUCAUUGCUCGUUUGGACAGGAAGAAAUCUCAUCAUCUGGUACAUCAUAUCUAAAUCGUACUGAAGCUGCCAAUGUCGAAAAAGUUGUGACGAGGUUGCUAAAAGCUGGUAUAACACCAUCGCAAAUUGGUGUGAUUACGCCAUAUGAAGGACAGAGAUCGUAUGUUGUACAACAUAUGCAGUUUGCUGGUAGUUUACGACGUGAAUUGUAUAAGGAGAUUGAAGUUGCUUCUGUGGAUGCCUUCCAGGGACGAGAAAAGGACUAUAUCGUAGUAUCAUGUGUCCGAUCGAAUGAACACCAAGGUAUUGGAUUCUUGAAUGAUCCACGACGUCUCAAUGUAGCAUUGACGAGAGCCAAAUAUGGAGUUGUUAUAUUGGGAAACCCCAAAGUAUUGUCGAGACAUCCAUUGUGGUAUCAGCUGUUGGUCAUGUAUAAGGAGAAGGGAUGUCUUGUUGAGGGUCCGUUGAGUAAUUUGAAGAUAUCGCAGAUUCAGUUGAUGAAGCCUCGACCACGUAAAGAUUUCAAUAAUGGAGAGUAUGGAUUGGCUGGAGCUUCGAGUCGACGAUUUGUGGUUGAUGCUAAAGAGCAUUUUGCAAAAGCGCCUUCUGCUCAAGACUUUCCACGAGGCAGUCCAUACCCACCACCACAGCAACAACAACGCUUCAACGCAUUCGAUAAUCCAUUAGCAUAUAUAGAUCCCAACCGUGUCAUAUCGCAAUCCCAAACCUUCCUCCCAGCACCUCCCAUGUCGAUACCCUUUUCACAAGCAUCCAUGACUUCAGGAAUGACGAUGGACUUCCCACCUCUUGGUACUCAAAACCUGGGUAAUAUUAGGUCACAGGCUCCCAUGUCGUCUUCAGCCUUCUCGCAACUACCGUUUACACAAUCACAACAGACGUAUUCGCAGUAUGAUCGGAUUAGUGCUGGUGGUGAUGUAAAUGGUGGUGGUAGCAGUAGUAAAGGAGGAGGAAAUCAACGUGGAGGGAAUGAUGAUUAUGCUUUGGAAGACUACAAGUCGCAGCAGGAGUGGAUGGUUAGUCAGGGUGGUGCUAGUGGGCCUGUAUCUCAAGGAGGCUUUACGCAAUAUUGA
Messenger RNA from Synchytrium microbalum, 3372 nucleotides. RefSeq lists its product as uncharacterized. Gene Ontology annotation, cellular component: cytoplasm. Lineage: Eukaryota; Fungi; Chytridiomycota; Chytridiomycetes; Synchytriales; Synchytriaceae. The transcript has 8 exons. Gene Ontology annotation, biological process: nuclear-transcribed mRNA catabolic process, nonsense-mediated decay. Gene Ontology annotation, molecular function: DNA binding; RNA helicase activity; ATP binding. The record is from RefSeq and is a predicted model, not a curated record. The coding region runs from base 1 to 3372 and encodes 1123 amino acids.